GUGGGUGAUAUCGUGAGAGUAGCCAAAGACGAGACGUUUCCCGCAGAUCUGGUGCUGUUAUCAUCGGAUCGGGCCGAGGGGACGUGCCACAUCACCACCGCCAGCCUUGACGGAGAGACCAACCUGAAGACCCACUAUGCUGUGCCGGAAACGGCGGUGUCGCAGUCUGUGUCGCGGCUGGAGUCUCUGCAGGCGGUGGUGGAGUGCCAGCAGCCAGAGGCAGACUUAUACAGGUUUGUCGGGAGAAUAACAGUAACCCAGCAUGGAGAGGAGAUAGUCAGACCAUUAGGACCAGAGAACCUCCUGCUUCGAGGAGCAAGAUUAAAAAACACCAAAGAAAUAUUUGGUGUGGCUGUGUACACGGGCAUGGAGUCCAAGAUGGCUCUGAACUACAAGUGUAAAUCUCAGAAGCGCUCUGCAGUGGAGAAAUCAAUGAAUACAUUUCUCAUCAUCUACUUGGGCAUCCUGCUGUUUGAAGCCAUCCUCAGCACCAUUUUAAAGUACGCCUGGCAGGCGGAGGACAAGUGGAACGAACCGUUUUACAACCAGAAGACCGAUCAGGAGAGAAACAGCAGCCAGAUUUUGAAGUUUAUUUCGGACUUCCUGGCUUUCCUGGUGUUGUAUAACUUCAUCAUCCCCAUCUCGCUGUACGUGACUGUGGAGCUGCAGAAGUUUCUGGGCUCCUUCUUCAUCGGCUGGGACUUGGAUCUGUACCAUGAAGAAAGUGACCAGAAAGCUCAAGUCAACACAUCAGACCUCAAUGAAGAGCUGGGCCAGGUGGAGUACGUCUUCACUGACAAAACGGGGACCCUGACGGAGAACGAGAUGCAGUUUCGGGAGUGCUCCAUCAAUGGGGUCAAAUACCAGGAGAUCAACGGGAAGCUGGUUCCUGAAGGACUGACAGAAGACACACCAGACGGAUCCCUGCCUUGUCUGAGCCGUGAAGAGGAGCUGUUCCUGAAAGCCGUGUCUCUGUGUCAUACGGUGCAGAUCAGUUAUGAUCAUCCUGACGCCGCGGCGGACCCCUUCUCUCACGCUAACGGCUUCUCUGCGCAGAUGGAGUAUUACGCCUCGUCUCCUGAUGAGAAAGCUCUCGUGGAGGCCACCAAGAGGAUGGGAGUCACGUUUAUGGGAAGCCAUGGAGAAAUCAUGGAGAUUAAAAAGUUCGGAAAAGCAGAGAAGUACAAACUGCUCCACGUUCUAGAGUUUGACGCAAACCGCAGAAGAAUGAGUGUGAUCCUGCAGACACCUUCAGGUCAGAAGGUGCUGUUCACUAAAGGAGCCGAAUCCGCCAUCCUGCCCUACACCAAGAGCGGUGAGAUCGACAAAACCAGAGUCCACGUGGACGAGUUCGCUCUGAAGGGUUUGAGGACACUGGUGGUGGCCUGCAGGCACUUCAGUGCGGACGAGUACAGAGAUGUGGACCGGCGGCUCCAUGAGGCCCGGACGGCUCUUCAGCAGCGAGAGGAGAGACUGGUGGAGGUCUUCAACUUCAUCGAAAGAGACCUGGAGCUGCUGGGGGCCACUGGGGUGGAGGACAAGCUUCAGGAUAAGGUCCAGGAGACAAUUGAAGCUCUGCGAUUGGCUGGAAUCAAAGUGUGGGUGUUGACAGGAGACAAGCACGAGACGGCGGUCAGCGUGAGCCUCUCCUGUGGUCAUUUCCAUCGCACCAUGAACAUCCUGGAGCUCGUGCAGCAGAAAUCAGACAACGAGUGCGCAGAGCAGCUCCGCAGGCUGGCCCGGAGGAUUAAAGAGGAUCAUGUGAUCCAGCAUGGGCUGGUGGUGGACGGGGCCAGUCUGUCUCUGGCUCUGCGGGAGCAUGAGAAACUCUUCAUGGAGGUGUGUAAGAACUGCUCGGCGGUGCUCUGCUGCAGGAUGGCACCUCUCCAGAAAGCCAAGGUGGUGCGACUGUUGAAAACAUCCCCAGAGAAGCCCAUCACAUUAGCCAUUGGUGACGGAGCCAAUGACGUCAGCAUGAUCCAAGAGGCUCACGUUGGUAUUGGAAUCAUGGGAAAAGAAGGAAGGCAAGCCGUGCGAAACAGCGACUAUGCAAUCGCGAGGUUUAAAUUCCUCGCCAAAUUGCUGCUUGUGCACGGCCAUUUCUACUACAUUAGAAUAGCAACCCUCGUGCAAUACUUUUUCUACAAGAAUGUGUGCUUUAUCACUCCCCAGUUUUUAUACCAGUUCUUCUGUCUGUUCUCUCAGCAAACUCUCUAUGACAGCGUGUAUCUGACGCUGUAUAAUAUCUGCUUCACCUCUCUGCCCAUACUGGUGUACAGUCUGUUUGAGCAGCUGGUGCAUCCUCACGUUCUGCAGAGCAAACCAGCACUUUACAGAGACAUCAGUAAAAAUUCCCUGCUCUCCUUCAAAACCUUUUUGUAUUGGACCGUCCUGGGCUUCUGCCAUGCCUUCGUCUUCUUCUUCGGGUCCUACAUCCUGAUGGGAGAAGACACCACGCUGAUGGGAAACGGACAGAUUUUGCGAGCUAACAGGCAACUGAUGUUUGGAAACUGGACGUUUGGCACUUUAGUAUUCACUGUGAUGGUUAUUACGGUAACACUGAAGCUGGCCUUAGAGACACACUUCUGGACGUGGAUGAAUCACUUCGUCACGUGGGGCUCCAUCGCCUUCUACUUCAUCUUCUCCCUGUUUUACGGCGGCAUCAUCUGGCCGUUCCUUCACACGCAGGACAUGUACUUCGUCUUCGUCCAGCUUCUGUCCAGCGGCUCGGCCUGGUUCGCCAUCAUCAUCAUCAUCAUCACCUGCCUGUUUCCUGACGUCAUCAAGAAGGUGUUUUACCGGCACCUGCAGCCCACCAGCACGCAGAAAUCUCAGAUGUACACCAACCGCGUGGCUAUAGGUGACGACUUCAUCGCGCUUCAGCCUCUGUCCCGAGCCAAGAAUCAGCUGGGCAAGAUUAGAUGGAAGCGGAUAAGGUUUCAGUCAGCUCAGAAUAUGACACUGCUGAAAUCGGGAGCAGAGGGGAGGACAAUCGGCCACUGAUCGCUGCUUUUCCUCCGCCUCUGGUGCAGCCAAACCCAUCCCCUAGGUAGUGC
Danio rerio (zebrafish) is the source of this 3056-nucleotide messenger RNA. The record is from RefSeq and is a predicted model, not a curated record. Lineage: Eukaryota; Metazoa; Chordata; Actinopteri; Cypriniformes; Danionidae.